This is a messenger RNA of Gaeumannomyces tritici R3-111a-1, 3120 nucleotides long. RefSeq lists its product as hypothetical. The record is from RefSeq and is a predicted model, not a curated record. Gene Ontology annotation, biological process: carbohydrate metabolic process. Lineage: Eukaryota; Fungi; Ascomycota; Sordariomycetes; Magnaporthales; Magnaporthaceae. Gene Ontology annotation, molecular function: beta-galactosidase activity. The transcript is spliced from 7 exons. Bases 1 to 3120 code for a protein of 1039 amino acids. Gene Ontology annotation, cellular component: vacuole.
AUGAAGAUCUGGGCCAUAGCGUCGUGGGCGGCUCGGGCCGCAGGCGUGCUGGGCGCCUUGAACAUCCGCGGCCCAUCAGACCCCGCCGCGAAGAGGCAAUUGCAAGAUCUUGUUACCUGGGACGACCGGUCCAUCUUCGUCCGCGGCGAGCGCGUCAUGGUCUUCGCGGGCGAGUUCCACCCCUUCCGGCUGCCGGUGCCGUCGCUCUGGCUCGACGCCAUGCAGAAGAUCCGGGCCCUGGGCAUGAACGCCGUCUCCAUCUACAUCGACUGGGCCCUGCUCGAGGGCACGCAAGGCCGGUACCGGGCCGACGGCGUCUUCGCCCUCGAGCCCUUCUUCGAGGCCGCGUCCGAGGCGGGCCUGUACGUCAUCGCGCGACCGGGCCCUUACAUUAACGCUGAGGUCUCGGGCGGCGGCUUCCCGGGCUGGCUCACCAGGAUCAACGGGACGCUCCGGACCAAGGACAGGGCCUACCUCGAGGCUAGUGAUAUCUACAUGGCCAACAUCUGCAAGGCAAUCGCCAAGGCGCAGAUCACCAACGGCGGGCCUGUCAUCCUCUUCCAGCCCGAGAACGAGUACUCCAGCACCACGGGCAGGACCAAGCCGUUCCCCGACGGCGAUUACGUGCAGUACAUCAUCGACCAAGCCAGAGCCGCCGGUGUCGUUGUCCCAAUGAUCAACAACGACGUUGGAGCUUACGGAAACUUGAAGCCCAACAACGGACCUGGCUCGCCGGAUAUUUAUGGCCACGAUGCCUACUUCUGGGGACCAGAUGAUUGCGAACGGCCAGACGCCUGGCGCAAUGCCGACUUUAGCUGGGGAGCCAAGCACAAGGACAUAAGCCCAAAGACCCCACAUUCGCUCGUCGAGUUCCAGGGCGGGUCGUGGAUGUCUUGGGGAGGGCCGGGGUACGACAAGUGCGCGCACCUGAUGGGUCCGGAGUUUAUGAGCAUCUUCUACAAGACGACCUUUGGCAUGGGCGUCAAGCUGCUGGGGUCGUACAUGACGGUCGGCGGCGCCAACUGGGGCAACCUUGGCAACGACGGCGGCAUCAGCUCCUACGACUACGGCGCCAGCGUGCGCGAGGACAGGCGCGUCGACCGCGCAAAGUACUCGGAGAUCAAGCUCGUCGCCAACUUCGUCCGCGCCUCCGAGGCGGCCCUGGCCCUGGCGGUGCCCGACAACGCGACGGCCUCGGUCGCCGUCGGCCCUGGCGGCCAGCCGCUCGAGGUGAGCCGCUUGUCGGUUCCCGGGCCGACGGCCGAGAACCAGGCCCGGACGCAGUUCCUGGUGGUGCGGCACCGCGACAUCACGGUGGCGACGAGCACGCCCUACACGCUCAGCGUGCGCAGCAGCCGCGGGCCCGGCGACGUCUCGAUCCCGCGGCAGGGCGGCAGCCUGACGCUGCAGGGGCGCGACGCAAAGGUGCACGUGGUCGACUACGACGCGGGCGGCGUCGAGGUCGUCUACUGCACGGCCGACAUCUUCACGUGGAAGCGCAUGCCCGACGGCCGCGUGCUGCUGAUCGUGUACGGCGGCGUGGGCGAGCGUCACGAGAUUGGCGUCGCAGAGGCGAGCGUGGCCGGGGGCGGGAACAAGGGCGACACGACGCCGCCGUCCUCGGGGAACACGCUGAUCCGCGAUGGCAUCAUCUCGUUCAGCUGGGAGGUGACGGAGGCUGAGAAGAGGGAGAUGAUCAGGCUUGGGUCGUUGGAUGUCAUGCUGCUCGACAGGGCUCAAGCACGGGCUUUCUGGGUGGUCGACGUCGCCAACCACCCGAACGCGACGGCCAAGAAGGCACCCACAGACGGCGCCCUCGUCGUCAAGGGCGGGUACCUGAUCCGCUCCGCCUCGCUGGACGGCUCGGUGCUGCGCGUCCAGGGCGACUUUGACCGAACGGCCACGCUCGAGUUCAUGGGCGUUCCGCCGCAGGCGACGGCGCUGUCGGUGAACGGCAACAGCACAAACUUCAGCGUGGACGCCACCACGGGCUUCUGGAAGACCACGGUCCUGCACUGGAAGCCCGAACUCAAGCUGCCCGACCUCAACUCGCCGGGCCAGGACUGGCGCUACGUCGACUCGCUGCCCGAGAUCCGGCCCGGGUACGACGACGCCAGGUGGCCGCGGGCCAACCGCACGACCACGCCCAACAUCGCGUACCCCAACCUCGCGACGCCCGUGUCGCUGUACGCGGCCGACUACGGCUUCCACAGCGGCUUCCUCGUCUACCGCGGCAGCUUCGUCGCCACGGGCGCCGAGACGGCCGUCGCGCUGCAGACGCAGGGCGGCGUAGCCUUUGGGUCAGCCGUCUGGCUCGACGACAAGCUGUUGGGCGCGUGGCCGGGCGAGAACAACGUGCAGAUCCGGGAGGCGACGUUUGACCUCGCGGGGCCGCCGGCUCCGGGCCGCCACACCCUCACGGUGCUGAUCGACAACCACGGCCACGAGCUGAACCUCGUGUCGGACGGCGACGUCAUGAAGAAGCCGCGCGGCGUCAUGAGCUACAGCUUCACAUCCUCCCAGCCCCAGCCGGCCGUCGAGUGGGCGCUGACGGGCAACCUCGGCGGCGAGAACUACCUCGACCUGGCGCGCGGCCCGCUCAACGAGGGCGGGCUGUGGGCCGAGCGGCACGGCUACCACCUGCCGGGCGCCCCCGGCGCGUCGUGGGCGGCGCGGCACCCGGUCGCGGACGGCAUCCCGUCGGCCGGGGUGGGCUUCUUCGCGACGCGGUUCGCGCUCGACAUGCCGCGCGGCUUCGACGUGCCGCUGUACGUCGUCCUCGCCAACUCGUCGGGCAGCGGCACGGGCGGCCGCGGGGACGUGGCUGGCGGCAACUACUACCGCGUCCAGGUCUUUGUCAACGGCUGGCAGUUUGGCCGCUACGUCAGCCACCUGGGCCCGCAGGAUGCCUUCCACGUGCCCGAGGGGAUACUGGACUACCACGGCGAGAACUGGCUGGCCAUCAGUCUGUGGGGGUCGCAGCCUGGCGGUGCGAAGUUGGCGGGGAUCGCGCUGACGACGGCGCCGGGGACGGCGGGGCCGAGCGUCAUCAUGUCGGGGUACAAGAAUGUCACGCUGGUCGAGGCGCCGGCGUGGACUGAGCGGGCGGGGGCGUAUUGA